Molecule: messenger RNA, 1227 nt
Organism: Penicillium digitatum Pd1
Lineage: Eukaryota; Fungi; Ascomycota; Eurotiomycetes; Eurotiales; Aspergillaceae
Product: CCDC174 family protein
Cellular component (GO): nucleus
Source: RefSeq, a predicted model, not a curated record
AUGCCUGCUGAUCAAGAUUCACUCUACGGGCAACCCCGUUCAAAAAAGAACAAAACUGAGCAAACCAGCUCAAGCCUCGCCUUUACCUCUCAGCUCUCUUCACUCAUUGCACAAAAUGCGACCUCCGCUCCGUCGCGUGGGCGCCAGCGUCCCUCCAAGAAUCCGAAGUCAGAUAUAUUCUCUAAGCACAACAAAGGCACUCAGAAGCGCGCAGCUGCCGAUCUCGCAGAUGACAACAGGGCCGUCAAGCAAGUCCACAGGAGUACCCAGGACAUAGGCUCCGUCGACGCCAAUACACUGGCUCGGUCUCGACGCCGCAUGCAGGAAAAAGUGCGCCUUUACGAUGAUAUGAAGAAGGGACUGCACUUUACCGGUGAUAGUGAUGAUGAUGACAUGCCAGUGGAUCCAUCCGACCCGGACGCCUACCUGGCCCGACUACGACGCAAGGAGAAAGAGGUAUUGGUAGAUUUCGAUCUCAAGCAUUCAAACGAGGAGCCUCUCAAGCAAGAAGAAUCCGAUAACGAUAAUGCAUCGAUAAUUUCCUACGAAGACGAUCUUGGCCGUUCUCGCCGUGGCACUCGCGCCGAAGCCGCCGAAGCCGCUCGCGCCAAGGAUGAAGAAGCAGGUGGCAGAGCUUCACAGGAACGCUGGCGCCCUACUCGCCCUGAAAAUUUGAUUUACGGAGAGGUUGUUCAGACUGAAGCCUUCAAUCCCGAUGCCAACAUUGCGUCACACAUGUCCCAUCUCGCUGCUCGUCGUGACCGCUCGCCUACCCCGCCAGAGAAGAAGCAUUACGAUGCCGAAGCAGAGAUUCGCAAUCGUGGAACUGGAUUCUAUAACUUUUCUACCGACGAGGAGGAGCGCAAGCAGCAGAUGGAGGAACUCCAGAUUCUGCGAGAAGGGACCUUGUUCAAGCGGAAAACGGACGAGGAACGGAUAGCCGAACGCAAGGCUCAUAUAGAGUGGCGACUCAAAGAAAUGAAGAGACUUAACGAGGAGAGGAAGGAGAGAUGGCGUCUGGAGGAUCUUGAAGCCGAACGCAACCCACCUAAGCCACAAACUACGCCUCCACCUAAACCAUCCCCCACAAAAUGGUUGUACCCUGAGUCAGACACCCCGUAUGACCGAACUAAAUGCCCACUGUGGCGCCGCUACAUGGUGAUGGUUUAUCCCGACCCAGACGAUAUCACUGACGCUGCAAAGGACAAGGACAAGGACACUUCCUAA